This is a messenger RNA of Aplosporella prunicola CBS 121167, 1059 nucleotides long. RefSeq lists its product as uncharacterized. Bases 17 to 1012 code for a protein of 331 amino acids. Lineage: Eukaryota; Fungi; Ascomycota; Dothideomycetes; Botryosphaeriales; Aplosporellaceae. Gene Ontology annotation, molecular function: NAD+ binding. The transcript has 2 exons. The record is from RefSeq and is a predicted model, not a curated record.
AUCACCAUAUCCAACAAUGAGUACUCUUGCGGCAGCACCGUCAACGACCCCUUCCCGGCCCCAACUCCCCGCCACUUUCGCCGAGGAGCUCAGGGCGAAAUGCGUACAGGAGCAGAGAAAGAUUGAGCAAGCGCGGCCAGCACCGGAACCAGCAGGCGAGAUUUCACAAGCCGACAUAGCCUCGUUUUCCGAGCAUCUCAGGUCGUCCAAGCGCAUACUGGCGCUCUGCGGGGCCGGGAUGUCGGCUGCGUCUGGCAUACCGACAUUCCGUGGAAGCGGUAGAUUCUGGCGCGAGUAUGGUGGAGAAAUUUCGAGUAUGAAACUCUUCUCUCAAAACCCGUCACUGGUGUGGCAAAAUUUCAAUUAUCGGCGCCACCGUGCGUUGAAGGCGGAGCCGAAUGCAGCGCAUUUUGCGCUGGCGGAGCUGGCGAGCAAGAAGGCGGACUUCUUCACCAUCAUGCAGAACAUUGACGGUCUGUCUGAGCGUGCGAACCAUCCAGCCACCAAUUUGCAACACUUCCACGGCUCUCUUUUCGACGUCAAAUGCACAAACGCCGCGUGCGACUACACCGAAACGGGCAACAUGACGGAUCCAAUCGUGCCGGCCUUGGCGCAGCCGGAGGAAGGGGACCUCGCGGAUCCCAAAACCCCGAUGCGAGAAGUCGCGCCGGAAGAUCUCCCACAUUGCCCAGAGUGCUCGUCGCUUCUCCGUCCCGGUGUUGUCAUGUUUGGCGAGUUUAUCCCGCAGUCGUCCUUCGAACGGGUUGAUGAGUGGGCCACCAACGGGCAGAUAGAUCUCAUGCUUGUUAUUGGGACGAGUUCGACUGUGUGGCCUGCUGCGGGAUACAUUCAAACGGCGAGGACAUUGGGCGCUAGGAUCGCUGUGUUCAAUAUCGAGAGGCCUAAUGAGGAUGUGCCGAACCAGAGGUUGCGGGAACAGGAUUGGUUCUUCCAGGGCGAUGCGGCGGAGACGGUCCCCAAGGUGAUGAAGGAGGCCAUCAGCGGUCUCUGAGACACGUAUAGCUCGGUAGAUACCUAGAGAUGUGAAUUAGUUCUCGG